Messenger RNA from Peromyscus californicus insignis, 884 nucleotides. It is a transcript of the gene Tnnt3, whose product is annotated as troponin T3, fast skeletal type. The transcript is spliced from 8 exons. The record is from RefSeq and is a predicted model, not a curated record. NCBI's taxonomy places the organism in Eukaryota, Metazoa, Chordata, Mammalia, Rodentia, Cricetidae. The coding region runs from base 129 to 701 and encodes 190 amino acids. Gene Ontology annotation, biological process: sarcomere organization; regulation of muscle contraction; muscle contraction. Gene Ontology annotation, molecular function: troponin C binding; troponin I binding; tropomyosin binding. Gene Ontology annotation, cellular component: troponin complex.
GGUUCCAGUUGUCCCUGCUUAUGAAAUAAUCUUUGUGUCUCUUUCCCAGACUCACUGCUCCUAAGAUCCCAGAAGGGGAGAAAGUAGACUUCGAUGAUAUUCAGAAAAAGCGUCAGAACAAGGACCUCAUGGAGCUCCAGGCUCUCAUCGACAGCCACUUUGAAGCUAGAAAGAAGGAGGAGGAGGAACUGAUUGCGCUGAAGGAGAGAAUUGAGAAGCGGCGUGCGGAAAGAGCUGAGCAGCAAAGAAUCCGUGCUGAGAAGGAGCGGGAACGCCAGAACAGACUGGCAGAGGAGAAGGCCAGAAGAGAGGAAGAAGAUGCCAAGAGGAGAGCUGAGGAUGACAUGAAGAAGAAAAAGGCCCUGUCCUCCAUGGGUGCCAACUACAGCAGCUACCUGGCCAAGGCUGACCAGAAGAGAGGCAAGAAGCAGACAGCCAGGGAGAUGAAGAAGAAGAUUCUUGCAGAGAGACGCAAGCCUCUGAACAUCGACCAUCUUAGUGAUGACAAGCUGAGGGACAAGGCCAAGGAACUCUGGGAUACCCUGUACCAACUGGAGACUGACAAAUUUGAGUUUGGGGAGAAGCUGAAACGCCAGAAAUACGAUAUCACCACCCUCAGGAGCCGCAUUGACCAAGCCCAGAAGCACAGCAAGAAGGCUGGUGCCACAGCCAAGGGCAAAGUCGGUGGGCGCUGGAAGUAAAGGAGCCGAGCGGUGCGCUGCUGCAGCAGCAGAGACCGUCCCCCCUGACUCCCGCCAGGGCCGGUUAUUCCAGCUCUGCACCCUCCAACCCUCACACCCAGGCUUUUUCUGGAGCUCAGGGCCCAUCCUGCCUCAAUGCCCUCACCUUCUGGGGUCUGGGAAUAAAGUUCUCAGACUCCCCUC